Molecule: messenger RNA, 1500 nt
Organism: Nicrophorus vespilloides
Lineage: Eukaryota; Metazoa; Arthropoda; Insecta; Coleoptera; Silphidae
Gene: Al
Product: homeobox protein aristaless-like
Exons: 5
Coding region: 332-1306 (324 amino acids)
Biological process (GO): regulation of transcription by RNA polymerase II
Molecular function (GO): RNA polymerase II transcription regulatory region sequence-specific DNA binding; DNA-binding transcription factor activity, RNA polymerase II-specific
Source: RefSeq, a predicted model, not a curated record
GUACACACAAACACACAGAGACAUCGCGCUCACACAUACAACGGCGAACACAAACACACGCAUUUGCACAAACAAUAGAAACGCACAUAGUAAUUCGUAUUCAGUGAAAACCUCUUUGAGCUUGUGCGCGGCUUCCGCGGCGAUUUUCCCCUUCGCGCGGUUUAUUUCACAUUCCGUCGCUCGAAAACUAUCAGCUCCAUCAGUUUUCCCCUCGAGGAUUUCGAAAUACCUGCCGCUUGGUAACUUCGGGUGAUGAUAAGAUUGAUGACGCAGAGUGUACCUUGACUUUCUUGUGAUUAAUUAAUCGUCGGUCUGCAUACUCACCCAAUUAAUGUCUCGAGGUAGUUUUGUGCAAAUGGAAAGCGAGUGCUUGGAAAUGGACCUGAGCACGAGACCGAAGGAGGAAAAUUGCAAGAGGGUGGCGAAGUCCGUGUUUUCCAUUAGGAGUUUGGUUGAUCUGGGCGACAAUGGCGAGAAAAACAAUGAUAUGCACGUACAUGAACCAUCAGUGUCAUCAGAAGGUAACCCAGAUAUAAUGGGAGUAUCAGAGGAGAUAGCACCGAAUGCAGCAAUGGAACCACGUCCAGCAGGAGUAGACCAAAGCGACGGCAGCGACCCAGAACAGGACGAGUUCACGCCUAAGCGGAAGCAGAGGCGGUACCGCACGACGUUCACGAGUUACCAGCUGGAGGAACUGGAGAAGGCCUUCUCUAGAACGCAUUACCCGGACGUCUUCACGAGGGAAGAGCUGGCAAUGAAAAUCGGCCUUACGGAAGCACGGAUCCAGGUUUGGUUUCAAAACAGAAGGGCCAAAUGGCGCAAACAGGAGAAGGUCGGGCCGCAAGGACAUCCCUACAACCACUAUCUGUCUCCGACGUCCGGAGGUCCUGCCCCUUCCGUGGUGGCUCCAUCGCUUCCGAACCCCUUCAACUUACCAUUCGGUCUGCGUAAGCCCUUCGACUCCCUAACCUUCCGCUAUCCGCCUCACGUACUUCCGGGCUACAUUUCGGGGCCGCCUCAUUACCACCGCGCCGGCGCUCCUUCAUUGCUGCCUCCAGCUGUUGGCAUCUACCCGACAACGUCCUUCCAAACCCUUUUGGCCAACAUCUCGGCAGCUCAACGGCCCAAGUUACCAGCCCAGGAAUUCCCCACAUCUCCGCCACUUUCACCAAGUGCUUCCGCUCCAGUGUCGCCCCAAGAUGUUGACAGAAGGAGCUCCAGCAUAGCUUCUUUGCGUCUGAAGGCAAGAGAGCACGAGCUAAGACUCGAAUUGCUUAGGCAAAAUGGGGGAGACCUCAUUAGUUAAUCACCAAUGCAAGUUUCAAGUGCAACCGAAAAGGAAGAGAAAAUUAAUAUAAAAAAACAUGUUAAAGCAAGAAGAAAAUAAUCCUUUGACACUUAAAUACGACGCAAUCCACACAAUCGGAUGGUGUUAUGUGCAUAUAUAAAGUAUAAAAUUGUAGUGUGAUAAGAAUUUUUGAAUAGGCAACGUACUCCGUC